CAAAUUUACCAUUUCAACGGGCAAGGGACGAUUCAGUGUAAACGGUUCAGUGCAGCAUUUUUAGGCCAUAACUUUUCUGUUUUUUUUUGCAAUAUUUCAGGAAUUUUGAUUCAAAGGCUCGAGAUAAAGCAUCCUUUUCAUAAGUAGGAUGGAUGAUCUUAGCAUUCUACAAGGAGUUUUAGCAGAAAAAUUAGUUUUCAGCUUUAACUUUGUAGAAUAUUCAGAUUAGUCCAAUUAUGAAACCGCAACUCGCGACUUUUCGAAUGACGAUAGAAUUCAUUCGAAUUGAGUUUUGAAAACUUUUAUUUUUUAGUUUUAAGAUAACAAAUAAUUAAAUAUUCAAUGGCUACAUCAAAGCCAACUAUGUUGGAGAAGCUUGUAAGAAAUCUUGCUGUUUUAUAUCGUUACCACGUUGUGCAAAAAGGGCCGCGUCGUAUGGAAAUGCUUAAAAAAGUUUGGGAACGUGAACUGGCUCCACCAACGCCGAAAGAUUGGCCACAGAUCAAACAAGAUUUUGCACUUUUGGUCAAGAAAAUCGAAACUGAGGCUUAUCGCGAAUUAAAAGUCAAGGAAUUUUUGGUUUAUUCUUUUGUUGGUUUGGAGGUUUUCCUUUGGUUCUUUGUUGGAGAGCAAAUUGGUCGGUGGAACAUGUCAGGCUAUGUUAUCCCAGCAACUUAUCUUGAUCCGGUAUAUUUUGGAAAAUUAAAUUUUAUAUGA
This is a messenger RNA of Meloidogyne enterolobii, 717 nucleotides long. NCBI's taxonomy places the organism in Eukaryota, Metazoa, Nematoda, Chromadorea, Rhabditida, Meloidogynidae. The record is from the annotation of a GenBank genome assembly.